CCCCGUUGUAACCGUCUCGACUGCAAAAAGAAAGCAGCUAGAGAUGGCAACGAAUAUCCCCCCAGAACUCCUCCAAUCCAUCCUCCUCCUCCUCGACUUCGACUCCUUCCACUGUGCCUCGCGAACAUGUCGAACGUGGCGAAACGCAGCCCAGUCCGCGCAUCUAUUGCGUCAUAAGCUACAAACCGUCCCAGGGCUUGACCUCUCCCUACACACCACGCAGCAGGACCUAAAGCGCAUAUACCAGCACGUCUGUCGCCGGAAUCUCAUCGGGAUACGGAACGGCGUGCAGUUCUCUACUCCCGAGUCAUCGAUUUGUUCAUCGGGCAAGAUUGGGAGUAUCCCCGUCCGAUCGAGGCAUGGCGUUCAGUCUGCCCAUGUGCGCGGGAUGACGCUCGUUUUGGAUCCUUCUGCAUCUGCCGGUCUUGCAGGGAAAGGCCGCGAGGUGCAGCUGUCGCCAUCGAUAUUCCCGUCCGCGGAUGCAAUGAAGCGGGUAAUGGAAUAUAGUACCCAUGGCCGAGCAUUCUUCAGUGCGCGCUCGUUUGCGCGAUUGCAGGUUGCUCUGUCGGAUUGUGGGAAUCUGGUUGCGGUCGGGUUAGGGCAGAAAUUGCAUGUUUAUCUCUUAACUCAGAUGGGAAAGCAGAGGCAGAACCAGGUCCAGCAUGUGGAAGUGAAUGUCAGUGAUAGCAUCCUCGACUCGAUCCAGAGCGUGGAGUUUGCAGAGGGUGAUGAGGUGUUGCGCUGCGAGGUUGAUAGCGUCGAGGGGUCUUAUGUGCGGUAUCUGGGCUUUAGGAAAUGCAGCUGUACCGGUUUAAAGGCAUCAUUAAGUGCCGCGCUGAAGUUCAAGUUCUGGAAGGUUGCGCUACGACAUGUUUACCUGGAUUCGAGAGAUGUCGAGGAUAGUUUAGGAGAUGGGAUGUCUCUCCGGGGGAUGCGGUUGGUCAAGUCUCCCCGGCGACCUGGGGAGUGUACAUGCAGGGCUGGAAAGUACUUCUUUGCAAUGUUUCGACCGGGAACGUGUGAGAAUAAGUACGCUGUUGCCCGGAUAUCGAGUGGCGGGGUUGAUGUUAUACAGCGCAUCCCAGCCCGUCGGAUGCAGUUCACAAGCUACCUCGAAACACGAACGCCGUUGCAAGGUCACAGUUCAGAUGCGGAUCGCUGGGAUUUGGAGAAUCUACCUCUUGCGCACUGCCAUGAUCCGAUACUAAAUGUAUCCGAUGAUGGCAAGAUUCUGGCCGUUUUCGAACCGCCGUACGGACAGGCCCACGGGGUGAUAUAUCUGUGCUCUGGUGAUUCCAUGUACUGGGGUGAUGUUAAAACGGCUUCGCAGGCGUGGCCUGUUCCAUUGUGUUCUCUAGACCAUGAUCUUGACUCUUUACAUGUUUCUUUGGAUGGAACUGGGUAUGUUGUCGGUGCUGGUUCUCAGCGGCAUACCAUGCAGUGGAGGCUUCAGGUUUAACGAGUAUAUGACUUUACAAGAUGUGAUGCAGUAUAAUUAAUUCUAAUUUCAGUCUCAAUAUCUAGUUGCCACCUUCACAUGACUGUCAUAAAGAUGAGCCUUAUAGACUACCUGAACAGGGAUCAAACCGC
Aspergillus versicolor CBS 583.65 is the source of this 1590-nucleotide messenger RNA. RefSeq lists its product as uncharacterized. Gene Ontology annotation, molecular function: protein binding. Bases 44 to 1459 code for a protein of 471 amino acids. Lineage: Eukaryota; Fungi; Ascomycota; Eurotiomycetes; Eurotiales; Aspergillaceae. The transcript has a single exon. The record is from RefSeq and is a predicted model, not a curated record.